AUGUUUAUCGUUGAAAUAUUAGAUCUAAUGCAAGCUCAACUAGCAGGUGCUAUGGCUAAAGCUGAAGUUGAGGCCAAACUUGCUGGUAUGGCUCUUAAAUCUCCAACAAGUCCGACAUAUGCACGUCGUUUAUAUGAUCGACAUCCUGUAGAAUUUUUAUCACCUGAAGCUGCCAUUUAUUCUGAUCCUGCUGCUGCUCUCGCUCAACAAAGAGCUCGACUUCACCAAUCUGGUAGUCGUAGUACUUCUUUAUAUUCUUCUCGUCCAAAAUCUAUGGUUGCAGAAAAUGAUCAGUCCGUUUGGACUCCAGGUUCUGCCUCUGGUUCAAAUAAUAAUAAUAAAGAUAGAACAAGUAAUGGUCGACCAAAAUCUGCUGAUUUAAGUGCUCUUCCUUGGUCUCCUGCUAGUUAUUCUAUGCGUUCCCCUAGACCAAAUGCUUUUGAUGGCGAGUUAUCACCUCUUGUUGGUGGAAGUUGGGCUAGUAUGGUAUCAACACCUGUGGUUCCGAUGUUUGCCGAAAAUAAAAAUAAACAAACUGCCGAUGUAGAUAUGGUUAAUAAAAAAUUAGCAAAUUGGAGUGUUAGUAAUAGUUCUGGUAAUCGUGUUGUAUUAGAAAGUGAUGUUAAAAAAUUCCGUCGAAAUCAUGGAAAAUCUAGUUCUGGUGUUCCUGCUACUGUUCAAGAAGAAAAAUAUAACAAUCAAGCAAAUAUUGUUUUAUCUAUGUACGAUACUGAUGGAAAUAUGCGCUCACCUCAACAUUCUCCUAUUCCAAGUCCAAAAUCUCUUGCCAGGCAGAAUUCACGUCCAACUUCUCCUAAUCCUAAUCCUCCAGGAUUAUAUCCUGCUUGGAAUCAAAAUACCGGAGGUGGAAAAAAUACUCAUCUGACACCACCUAAUGCUGGGUCUUAUGGUGAAGAGAAUGGUGGAUAUCACAGUGAUCAUAGUGAUGCUUCUCAUAAUAACAAUCCUCCAACAACGAAAGGUCAUGGUAAAAAUAAAAAGAAACAAAAUGAUGACACUGUUGAUUUCAAUUUAUUACAAGAUAUUCCUGCUUGGUUGCGUAGUCUUCGUUUACAUAAAUAUACAUCUGUAUUUGAAGGAAUGAAAUGGCAAGAUAUUAUUGAUUUAGAUGAUUCUUCACUAGAAAAAAAGGGUGUUGCAGCACUUGGAGCUAGACGCAAGAUGCUUAAAGAAUUCGAUAAAGUUAAGGCUGCUAGGGUCGAAAAGGGAAUAUGA
Dentiscutata erythropus is the source of this 1236-nucleotide messenger RNA. The record is from the annotation of a GenBank genome assembly. Lineage: Eukaryota; Fungi; Glomeromycota; Glomeromycetes; Diversisporales; Gigasporaceae.